AUGGUUGCCUUAAAUCAUACUGGUGUUAGCUACACAGUCUUCCACUUGCUAGGCAUCCCAGGCCUAGAGGACCAGCAUGUAUGGAUUUCCAUCCCCUUCUUCAUUUCCUAUGUCAUUGCUCUGCUUGGAAACAGCCUGCUUAUCUUCAUUAUCCUCACAAAACGCAGCCUCCAUGAACCCAUGUACCUCUUCCUCUGCUUGUUGGCUGGAGCAGACGUUGUUCUUUCCACUGCCACAGUACCACAAGCAUUGGCCAUCUUCUGGUUCCAUGCUGAGGAAAUCUCCCUUGAUAGUUGCAUUGCUCAGGUCUUCUUCCUCUCUUCUACUUUCAUCUAUGAGUCAGGGAUCUUGCUGGUAAUAGCAUUUGAUCGCUAUAUUGCCAUUUGCUACCCACUAAGAUACACCACUAUUCUUACACAUGCCCUUAUUGGGAAAAUUGGUGUGAUUAUAUUUCUGAGAAGUUAUGGUAUAAUUUUCCCCAUAAUAUAUCUUCUGAAAAGACUGACUUUCUGCAAAAAUAACAUCCUCCCAAACACUGCUUGUAGGCUUGUUGUCUUGGCCUGUGUCUCCUGUGAUGACAUCCAAGUGAACAUCUGGUAUGGUUUUGUCCUAAUUUUAACAGUUGUCUUUGAUUUUGUGCUAACCUUUAUUUCUUAUGUACUGAUUCUCUGCACUGUCUUUGGCAUCCCUUCCCAGGAUGCCCGUCACAAAACUCUCAACACAUAUGACUCCUAUGUCUGUGUUAUUGUCCUCUUUUAUGCACCUGGCAUCUUCUCAGUCCUUACUCAGAGAUUUGGACAUCAUGUUUCACCCCAUAUCCAUGUGCUCCUGGCCAAUAUCUACAUUCUGGCUCCACCUAUGCUGAAUCCCAUCAUUUAUGGGAUCAAGACCAAACAGAUCCAGGAACAGGUGGUUAAUGUGUUCUUUCCAAGGCAGAAAUAA
This is a messenger RNA of Pongo pygmaeus (Bornean orangutan), 942 nucleotides long. Its product is annotated as olfactory receptor 52B4-like. Gene Ontology annotation, biological process: G protein-coupled receptor signaling pathway. Lineage: Eukaryota; Metazoa; Chordata; Mammalia; Primates; Hominidae. The record is from RefSeq and is a predicted model, not a curated record. Gene Ontology annotation, molecular function: olfactory receptor activity; G protein-coupled receptor activity. Gene Ontology annotation, cellular component: plasma membrane.